Chionomys nivalis (European snow vole) is the source of this 1939-nucleotide messenger RNA. RefSeq names its product LSM10, U7 small nuclear RNA associated (gene Lsm10). The coding region runs from base 709 to 1077 and encodes 122 amino acids. Gene Ontology annotation, molecular function: histone pre-mRNA DCP binding; U7 snRNA binding. The transcript is spliced from 2 exons. Lineage: Eukaryota; Metazoa; Chordata; Mammalia; Rodentia; Cricetidae. The record is from RefSeq and is a predicted model, not a curated record. Gene Ontology annotation, biological process: mRNA 3'-end processing by stem-loop binding and cleavage. Gene Ontology annotation, cellular component: cytoplasmic U snRNP body; nuclear body.
GGCGCGCUCGGCACCCUCGUUUCCCGGUGGAACUAAGAAGCUUGACUUCCCGUGGCCAGCCCCAGGCCUCCCUUUCUGGAAGUGGCAGAGCCGGAGUUAAAGCCUGGACCUGCCUGGAAGUCUCAAAGAGGCUGUUCUUUUGGAUUUUGCUUAAGGCAUUCUGGUCUGGAAUUUGGAGGUCCACCUGCCUCUGCCUCCUGAGUGCUGGGAUUAAAAAUAUGGGUUUUAGUUAGGUUUAACCUGUUUUGUCUUGAAACACUGUGGCAUUCCAUAGUCCAGGUUAACUUGGAGCUCACAGUGUAGUCUAGGUCGGCUUGGAACUUGGGGUGUUCCCACUGCUUCAGCCUUUAGAGUGACAGUAACAAGUGUGUGCCACCAUGCUUGGCUAGAUUACGUAUUAGCAGGUACCUGACUGUAGUGAUAGUUUAUUUGUAUUUUAAUAAAGCUUGCCUGAAGUUGAGAGAGUAAAACAGCCCCACUGGUCAGUCUUACAGACCAGGCAGUGGUGACGCACGCCUUAAAUCCCAGUAGCCACACUAGUUUGCCAUAGAAACCUGGCGAUAGUGGUACACAUCUUUAAUCCCAGCCCUGGAGAGGAAUAUAAAACGGUAGGAGACAGCUCUCACACACAGUCUUAUUCUGAGAUUCCUGGAGGCAGGAUCGCCAUUUCGGACAGAGGUGGAGUGAGCAGCCAACCGAUGUGGAACGAUGGCACUGAGCCACUCCGUGAAGGAGCGAACCAUCUCUGAGAACAGCCUGGUCAUCCUGUUGCAGGGCCUCCAGGGCCAUAUCACCACCGUGGACCUCCGGGAUGAGAGUUCGGCCCGAGGACGAAUUGACAAUGUUGACGCUUUCAUGAACAUCCGCCUGGCCAAUGUCACCUACACCGACCGCUGGGGACAUCAGGUUGAGCUGGAUGACCUCUUCGUGACAGGCCGUAAUGUCCGAUACGUCCAUAUCCCAGAUGAUGUGAACAUCACUGCCACCAUCGAGCAGCAACUGCAGAUCAUCCACCGCGUUCGCAACUUUGGCGGCAAGGGUCAAGGUCGGCGAGAGUUUCCCUCCAAAAGGCAGUGAGGCUGUGUCCUCACUGAACUUCCAGCACCACCUCAGGGUCCUUAAGUGUUCUGAGCCAACCCCCUGCCGUCCUUCCCUACCAGUGACCUGGGUCUACAAGACACCUAUCACAGCUGCCUUUCAUAGGGUUCCACUUUCCAGACACACUCUGGGACCCAGAAUUCCUUCUGUCUGUGGCCUUGGGGUAGGUGACAAUCCCUCUUUUUGAUCCUUUGCAUCUGGAAUCUCCAUUUAUGGAUUGACCGCGUCUAUCAAGGAGCAAUCAACUCUGCCACGAGGAUUAUUGUGUUUGGAGUGAAUCACCUCUACCUCCCCUCUUCUCUUGGCAUUUGUUUCUUUUCUCAUAAAACCAAACUUACAUAAGUCUGUGCCUGAUGCUGCCUGGUUUCUGCUGGGCUCUUGUGGCUCUUGUGUAGUAGCAGGGUGCAGGUUCCAAGCUGGGGAGCACACCAGGUUUACCUAGGAUGUGGCCCAAGCAGUAGGAGACUAGGUUUUUCCCCCAGGUAUCAUGAUAGAAUCUAACAGGAAUGCCCCUGUGCCUUCAGGUACAAAGUGGCCCUUCUGGGGAGAGUCCCUGGGGAGCAGGUUGUCACUGCUGUUUCCUGAAGCUGAGAGUAUGGUAUCCUGGGCCCUCUCCUCAGGCUGGAGAGUUCAUCUUACAAGAAACUGGUCCCAGCCAGACAUAGUGGCUCUCAGGAGGCUAAGACAGGAUGACAAGCUAGAGCUAAGACAGAAAUCCUGUCUCAAGAAACAAAAACAGGGCUAGAGAGAUGGCUCAGUGGUUAAGAGCACUGCCUGUUCUUCCAAAGGUCCUGAGUUCAAUUCCCAGCAACCUCAUAGUGGCUCACAACCAUCUGUAAUG